AUGGCCGAUUCCGAUGCACAUUUCCUCGAGGCUCAGCAGACAGAUACUCAUGCUGAGCCAGAUACCACCACAGUAGCAGAAGAAGAAGAAUCAGCAGUAGCAGACUCGGAGCUACGGGAGGAUACGGUCGAGGACGGAGCUACUCAGCCGGAGCCGGAGGACGAGGAAGAACAAGAUGAUGACGCUACAGAGACAGAUGUCCGGGAUGCCGAUGCUGGCGAAGGAGAGGACAAUGCCAAGGAAAGAGGUUCAGAUCAGGCUCCUGCAGUCGUAAUAGAGCAAUCGAGGGCGCGGUCCGACUCGCGGUCCACAACGGCAACACAGUCAGGCCAACCGCGGUCUACUCCCCUCAGCUCAGCCGUGUUCGUUAUCACGGCCUUGGACGCUAUUGCAUCCUCAAAGGAAGCUCGGAAGAGCAAGGAGCUGGAUGAGGCCGUCAAGCAGGCCCAGACCAACAUCAAGCAGUCCGAACAGCAGCCCAUCGACCCCGAAUCGAUCUUCUUGCCCUUGCAGCUGGCUAGCAAGACCGACAGCAUUCCGCUACAGGUCACCGCCUUGGACUGUAUCGGCAAGUUGAUCACCUACUCUUACUUUGCCUUCCCCUCUGUUCCGGAUGGAAACGAGUCCGCAGACCAACCUCCGCUAAUUGAGCGCGCAAUCGAGACGAUAUGUGACUGCUUCGAGAACGAGCAUACUGCCAUAGAGAUUCAGCAACAAAUCAUUAAGUCACUGCUGGCGGCUGUGCUCAAUGAUAAGAUUGUCGUGCACGGAGCUGGCUUGCUGAAGGCCGUUCGACAAAUAUAUAACAUCUUCAUCUACUCCAAGUCUGCCCAGAACCAGCAGAUAGCACAGGGCUCGUUGACACAGAUGAUAGGCACUGUCUAUGACCGUGUGCGUACCAGGCUAGAUCUUAAGGAAGUUCGCAUCCAGGAGGCCGAGACCCGUGAAAACCGCAAUGGCUCCACAGGUGAUUUGCCCGCUAACCCUUCUGACGACAGCGCCGUCCACGAGGUCGAAGGGAGUUCUGAUAUCGGAUCUUCAACCGUGACAGACCAACCGGUCGCCAAAGAGCCAACGGAGAAACUGACACUGCAGAGCUUUGAAACCAACAAGGAUGAAACAAUGGUUAAUGACAGUGCGCCAACCAUGGUCACAAGGGCCAAAGUGGUAAGAAAAACAUCGAGGCCUGGUGAGGAUCUUGAUCCAGCUGCCGAUGAAGAAGAUGAAAUAUACAUCAAAGAUGCAUUCUUGGUUUUCAGGGCUUUAUGCAAAUUGAGCCAUAAAGUACUCACCCAUGAGCAGCAGCAGGAUCUUAAGGCUCAAAAUAUGAGAUCCAAACUACUCUCUCUACAUCUAAUGCAGCAUCUUUUAAAUAACCAUAUUGCUGUAUUCACAUCGCCCAUCGCAACUAUUAGGCAUGGUUCAAACACCGAUGAAAGCAUGACCCUGUUACAGGCCAUAAAGCCGCACCUUUGUCUCAGCCUGAGCAGGAAUGGUGCUAGCUCUGUCCCCCGUGUCUUUGACGUCUGCUGUGAAAUAUUCUGGCUGAUGCUAAAGCACAUGAGGGUGAUGUUGAAGCUGCAGAAAGAACUGGAGGUUUUCUUCAAGGAAAUAUACCUAGCCAUUCUUGAGAAGCGUAAUUCUCCGAUAUUCCAGAAACAAAGCUUCAUGCAUAUUUUAGAACGACUCUCUGGCGACCCGAGGGCUUUGGUUGAGAUAUAUCUUAAUUAUGACUGUGACCGUACGGCACUGGAGAAUUUGUUUCAAGGAAUCAUUGAGCAACUUUCUCGCAUGUCAAGUAUGCCUGUUACUGUUACUGUAUCCCAGCAACAGCAAUAUGAGCAACAACACUCUAAAAACCCCUCUACUCCCAAUGACUGGCAUAACCGUGGCACCCUCCCUCCUUCUCUCACCAUUGCUAAGAUUGACCAACCCACUCCGCCUACUAAUAACCAAAAUUUCCCCCCGGAGUACGCCAUGAAACAAAAUGCCCUUGAAUGUCUUGUAGAGAUCCUUCGCUCGCUUGACAUAUGGUCUUCACAAAACAGCGAGACAAAACCUUUAGGCCGGGGCCUGAUGUCGCGUAGCUCAGUCGAUGUCUCUAGAGACUCUAUGGACACUAGCCAAGGUGCUACUAUUCCGUCACCCCGCGUCGAAAGCGCAGACCCCGAUACAGGCGCAUCUUCCCCAGUGCCCGAGGAUGACCCUAAUGAGAUUGAAAAGGUUAAGCAACGGAAAAUUGCAUUAACGAACGCGAUUCGGACGUUCAACUUCAAACCUAAGCGUGGAAUGAAGAUCCUGCUCUCUGAAGGAUUUAUCCCGUCCGAUUCGCCAACGGAUAUUGCUCACUUUAUCUUCAGAAAUGACCGACUAGAUAAGGCAACCCUUGGGGAGUAUCUUGGGGAGGGCGAUGCCGAAAACAUUGCCGUUAUGCACGCUUUUGUUGAUUGCAUGGAUUUCACUAAACGCCGGUUCCCAGAUGCUCUUCGGGAUUUUCUGCAAAGUUUUAGGUUACCUGGAGAAUCCCAAAAAAUUGAUCGGUUUAUGCUCAAGUUUGCUCAGCGAUAUGUGACCCAAAACCCCAACGCAUUCGCCUCCGCGGAUGCAGCUUAUGUUCUCGCUUAUUCGGUAAUCCUCCUGAAUACAGAUCUGCAUAGCACUAAAAUGAAAGGCCGCCGUAUGACCAAAGAUGAUUUUAUUAAGAACAACAAGGGGAUCAACGACAACGCUGAUUUGCCAGUUGAGUAUCUCAGUGGCAUCUAUGAUGAGAUUUUGAAUAAUGAGAUUGUUCUUCGAACUGAACGUGAGAAUGCUGCAAACUUGGGCCAUUUACCUGCUCCCCAGCCAGGGCUCGCGUCUAGGGCCGGUCAGGCAUUGGCGACUGUGGGCAGAGACAUCCAAGGAGAAAAGUACUCACAAGCGUCGGAGGAAAUAUCUAGCAAGACCGAGCAGUUAUAUAGAAGCCUAAUUCGAGCACAGCGGAAAUCAGCCAUGAAGGAAGCAUUAUCUCGCUUUAUCCCUGCCACGUCAGUACGACAUGUUGGGUCCAUGUUCAACGUGACUUGGAUGUCAUUCCUCUCCGGCCUUUCAGCACAAGUCCAAGAUACCCAAAAUCGAGAAACUAUUCGCUUGUGUAUGGAUGGAAUAAGAUUAGCUAUUCGUAUAUCGUGCAUGUUCGACCUCGAGACCCCAAGGGUUGCUUUUGUUACCGCCCUAGCCAAGUUCACAAAUUUGGGCAACUUGCGCGAAAUGGCCGCGAAGAAUGUGGAGGCCCUUAAAGUCCUGUUAGAUGUCGCCAUUACAGAAGGUGACCACCUGCAGAGCUCCUGGAGGGAGAUCUUAACAUGCAUCAGCCAACUCGAUCGUUUCCAGCUUCUUACAGACGGCGUGGAUGAAGGCUCGUUGCCUGAUGUAUCCCGAGCAACGCCACCCACUGACUCACGAUCUCAAAAGUCACUUCAAGUGCCAAAGAAGCCCCGCCCGCGCUCUGGUAAUGGGCUAGCAUCUUUCCGACGCGAUGUUGCUAUUGAGAGUCGUUCGGCUGAAAUGGUCAGGGGUGUGGAUAUGAUAUUUACAAAUACCGCUAAUCUCAAGCAGGAGGCCCUUGUUGAUUUCGUUCGUGCACUUAAUGCUGUAAGCUGGCAGGAGAUCCAAUCCUCUGGCCAGAGCGAAUCUCCUCGAACAUACAGUCUUCAAAAAUUAGUGGAGAUAAGCUACUACAACAUGACCCGAGUUCGAAUUGAAUGGAGCAAAAUCUGGGAAGUUCUCGGUGAACAUUUCAACCAUGUUGGAUGUAAUGCUAAUACGGCUGUUGUGUUUUUCGCCCUUGACUCUCUAAGGCAGCUGUCAAUGCGGUUUAUGGAGAUCGAGGAGCUCCCUGGCUUUAAAUUCCAAAAAGAUUUUUUGAAACCUUUUGAACAUGUCAUGGCCAAUAGCACUGCUGUAAACGUCAAAGACAUGGUUCUUCGAUGCCUGAUACAGAUGAUCCAGGCCCGUGGGGAUAACAUUCGCUCAGGCUGGAAAACAAUGUUCAGAGUGUUCUCGGUUGCAGCAUCAGAACCAUAUGAGGGAAUUGUAAACAUGGCGUUCGAGCAUGUGACGCAAAUUUACAAAACCCGUUUUGGCGUUGUUGUCUCUCAGGGGGCUUUCGCUGAUUUGGUGGUUUGCCUUACUGAAUUUUCAAAGAACCUUAAAUUUCAAAAGAAAUCCCUCCAGGCAAUCGAGACACUCAAGUCUACAAUUCCCAAAAUGCUAAAGACGCCAGAAUGUCCGCUCUCCCACCGCCGCACAAACUCUGGCUCCUCCCAGGGUGAGGUUAUUGUACAGGCGCCCAUCGGCCAAUCUCCCGAGGAACAGUUCUGGUAUCCGCUUUUAAUCGCAUUCCAAGACGUCCUUAUGACUGGUGAUGACCUUGAGGUUCGAUCGAGAGCUCUCACGUACCUUUUUGAAACGCUUAUCAGGUAUGGUGGAGAUUUUCCGCCGGCAUUCUGGGAUGUGUUAUGGCGCCAGCUACUCUAUCCUAUCUUUGUCGUCUUGCAAUCCAAGUCCGAAAUGUCGAAGGUUCCAAACCACGAGGAAUUGUCAGUUUGGUUAUCAACCACCAUGAUCCAAGCCCUACGAAACAUGAUCACCCUGUUCACGCAUUAUUUUGACUCCCUGGAAUAUAUGUUGGAUAGAUUCCUAGGGCUUCUAACGUUAUGCAUAUGCCAAGAGAAUGAUACCAUAGCCAGGAUUGGAAGCAAUUGCCUCCAACAACUAAUAUUGCAAAAUGUUAAUAAAUUUACCCCAGAGCACUGGGAGAAAAUAGUUGGGGCAUUCGUGGAGUUAUUUGAAAGGACCACUGCUUAUGAACUAUUUACUGCUGCGACAGCCGUCCCUGGUAUUCCAUCAGAACGCAGAAACAUUGAAGAAGCCACUUCUCAUGCUGAUCCCGGGUCCCCUUCGGCUAAACCAGAUAGGGGACAAGAAUCAGCACGGCCAAGUGAGGAUAGUGAGGAUUCCCAGCAAGGGCAGCUCCCAGCAGCCUCAUCCGAGCUUGAAGAUUACCGCCCUCAGCCUGAUUUACAGCAACCUCCCACCGUCGUCACUGCUGCACGGCGACGAUUUUUCAACCGUAUCAUCAUUAAUUGCGUCCUUCAGAUAUUAAUGAUUGAGACCGUGAAUGAGCUAUUUUCUAAUGACGCUGUUUAUUCUCAAAUCCCUAGUAAGGAGCUACUGCGGCUGAUGGCACUGCUAAAGAAAAGUUAUCAAUUUGCCAAGAAGUUCAAUGGGGCCAAGGACCUGAGGCUCAAGUUGUGGAAGCAAGGUUUCAUGAAGCAACCGCCAAAUCUUCUCAACCAAGAGAGUGGUAGUGCAGCUACGUACAUCAAUAUUCUCUUCCGUAUGUACCAUGACGACCGCGAGGAGCGAAAAAAGAGCCGUUCCGAAACCGAGGAUGCUCUAAUACCCUUGUGUGCGGACAUUAUACGGAGAUACGUUCAACUAGACGAAGAGUCGCAGCAAAGGAACAUUUCUGCUUGGCGCCCCGUUGUAGUUGAUGUUGUCGAAGGAUAUACCGGCUUCCCAUUAGAAUCCUUCGAGAAGCACAUUGAAACUUUCUAUCCAAUCACAGUUGACCUCCUUUCCCGCGACCUCAAUGUUGAAAUUCGACUGGCUAUCCAAGCUUUUCUACGCAGAGUUGGAGAGUGCCGACUUGGCAUGUCCCCUCAAACCCCUACAGAGCCACCCACAAGCCCGCGAGGAUCUAUUUCACAAGGCUACUUUAACGGUCGAAGACAAAGUGUGGGACGAUAA
This is a messenger RNA of Microsporum canis CBS 113480, 5793 nucleotides long. Its product is annotated as protein transport protein SEC7. Lineage: Eukaryota; Fungi; Ascomycota; Eurotiomycetes; Onygenales; Arthrodermataceae. The transcript is spliced from 6 exons. Gene Ontology annotation, biological process: regulation of ARF protein signal transduction. The coding region runs from base 1 to 5793 and encodes 1930 amino acids. Gene Ontology annotation, molecular function: guanyl-nucleotide exchange factor activity. The record is from RefSeq and is a predicted model, not a curated record.